This is a messenger RNA of Lactuca virosa, 315 nucleotides long. Lineage: Eukaryota; Viridiplantae; Streptophyta; Magnoliopsida; Asterales; Asteraceae. The record is from the annotation of a GenBank genome assembly.
AUGCCCACCACCAUCGCCGCACCUCCGACUAGCGAACCUAGAAGGAAAAAGAAGUACAAAUUAUAUGGGUUGUUGGACGUUAUGGGUAAUGGUUUCCAAAUUCAUGGCGUCGAAUUUCAGAUCGAGGAUUUCCGACGGAUUGAGGUGGUUUCUAGCGUUCAAAUUGGAGAGGAGGAAGGUUUCCGGCGUCUGAUGACACCCUUCCGACAUCACCAAGAACACACCAUCACCUGUGUUUCGCACGUACUGAAGACACCGUCUGCCGUCGUCUCCCUCUUUCUCCCUACUCCCGACAACAACCAAAACCCUAACUAA